This is a messenger RNA of Durusdinium trenchii, 4511 nucleotides long. The record is from the annotation of a GenBank genome assembly. NCBI's taxonomy places the organism in Eukaryota, Dinophyceae, Suessiales, Symbiodiniaceae.
ACGUACAUGUUUUAUCCAGACCUUCGAAUCGAUGAGCCAUGCGGCUGGGAAGGGAUGCGGCACUACGUGGUGCGCCCUGGAGUGUCGCUAGUGUUCUUGGGAUUCUUGAAAUCAUGGAUAAUGAUGAUCUAUAGAGAUACAUGGAUGGCUCAGGGGGGGUGAGAUGGCUAGACUUGUGACGUCGUCUGCACGUAGCUGCCACAAGCAGCAUCCUGGCGCCAGCGGCCGGUGCACGGCAUGGCGUUGAUCGCGAGCCCUCUCGAUGAUGGGAUGGGGAUGGAUCGUCCCCUCAAGUUCAAGCUGAGUGUUACUCGGGGUGAACAAUGUGCGUUCGACCAUCGCACAUUGAUAGUUGGAGAUAUCGGAGGUUAUCGAUAUCGUUGAUCAAUGUUUGACUAGGCUACUGGCUUGGCAAUCCAUGGUGGCAUCAAGACCUACAUCGAGGAGUUCCAGCCCCAAAUCCUGGAUAGGGAAGAACAUAUGCGCGAACAGGAUGGACCUGCAUCGAUUCGAAUUGAUUAUUGCAAUUGGAUUGAGAUUUUCAUAGAUUUUCUAAUUUGGCGGCCUGAGGGCAAAUGGAUCAUCGAGUGGAACCGGGAGGAAGGUGUCUGGGUUGAAUUGGGCAAAUACACCUCAAUAUUCUGCAACUUUGGGUUCGAACCCCUUCUCAAAAGAUAAAUUUCUAAGCGCUAGGGAAAAUCAUACCUCGAUCGAUCUUCAGGCGAGUGUCUUUGAGAAAGACCUGGUGUUCAACUAUGACUAUGAGGUGAUCAAGGAGGUGCUGAUGUCCAUCCAUGUCAUGGUGUGCUCCCACACGUGUUGCCGCAAGGGAUCCCGCCCCUGAAGGACUUUGAGGGCGCCUUCGUCUACACCACUGCGGUGCACAACUUCCAUGUGGAGCUGCACCACGUGCGGGGUGGCAAGAAGAAGAUGCGAGAUCUUUGGCCUAAUGUGGGCCCCAAAUAAUGUGAUUUCCAGAAAAAAUCCUAGAAAUCUUGAUUUGAAUUAGACAUGAAAGGAAAGGAAAGGAGAUUGAAGGAAAGGAAAAGAAAUGAAAGGAAAGGAAAGGACAUUGAAAGGACAAUGAAAGGAAAGGAAAGGAAAUUGAAAGGACAAUGAAAGGAAAUUGAAAGGACAAUGAAAGGAAAGGAAAAGACAUGAAAGGAAAGGAACGGAUUUUGAAAGGACAAUGAAAGGAAAGGAAAGGAAACCUAAAGGACUUGUAAAGGAAACCACAAAAAGAACCAGCCAAAAAGUGUUUAGUAGUAUUUGAGGUCUUGAGUAAUUGAAGGUUUGGGCUGCUUGUGGGGGGUGGUCUUUGUGGGUUGAUUUCAGGUUGGAAAUUGCAACGCCCAAAUAAGCAAAUUUAAAAGAAACAUGCAGCCCACAGCCGUCCGCUGCACCACCACCCUGGCGCAGAACGUUGAGGGUGCCUUCAUUGGCGCGUGAUGCUCUUGGUUCGACUCAAGCUGCCCCACUUUACCCAGGCAAUACCCCAAGCCCGAGCUCGACCUACAUCCUCACCUUACCAAAGCCAGGCAGUUCCCCAAACCCAAGCAAAAGCUUCAGUGGCUGCCCCAUCUUUCCACAGAGAUCCACUGGCCGUCCCAUCCCAGCCAAAUCACCAAGCCGGUUCAUCGCAUCCAUGUCAGGCAAGCCACCAAGCCCAAGGACAAGAUCCACUGGCAAACUCAUGGCAGGCAAAUCACCAAGCCCAAGGACAAAAUACACUGGCCGGAUCAUCGCAUCCAUCGCAGGCAGCCCACCAAGCCCAAGGACAAGAUCCGCUGGCCGGUUCAUCGCAUCCAUGGCGCGCAAACCACCAAGCCCAAGGGCAAGAUCCCCUGGCUGGUUCAUCGCGUCCAUGGCUGGCAAACCACCAAGCCCAAGGGCAAGAUCCCAUGGCCGGUUCAUCGCAUCCAUGACAGGGCAAGAUCCCAUGGCCCGUUCAUCGCAUCCAUGGCAGGCAAACCACCAGGCUCAAGGGCAAGAUCCGCUGGCUGGUUCAUCGCAGGCGGCAUUGCCCAGAGGACUGGCUGGGCCGCAACACGAGGGGCACUAGUACUGUACGCGAUGUUUUCUUCUCGACGUGAAUACGAAAGGCUUGUGAGGGGCCAGUACCGCAAAAGAGGCGGCAGUCAGGCCAAGGCAUCUUCGCGGCGCUGAGGUGAAAAACAUAGCUGUUCACGUGCUGUGAAUGGGCGGCCCAGCUAGACAGAGACACGUGUAUACUCAUGACCUGGGCGGCCCAAUGGGCCGCCACCAGCUACACAUAGGCACAUGUAUGCUCAUGACAUGGGCGGCCCAAUGGGCCGCCAGUAGCUACACAAAGGCAUGAUGUUGGCGACCGUGCUUGCGUUAGAACUACUUGUGAUGUUUGGCGGCUCCCUGAUCCGCCCCGCCAACUCAUAUAGCAAUAUAUAGCCUGGGAUAUAUUCACUAUUGUUUUCCAAUGCUUGGCGGCUCAAAGAGCCGCCUGGAAAAAAAAGUCAGGGCUGCCUUUGUCAAUGGAAGAUUUUUGGCGGCUCCCUGAGCCGCCUUCUGAUGUAACAAAACACUAAACAAAACACAUGUUGUCAGUUUCUGUUUAGAAGUGUUUGGCGGCCCCAUGAGCCGCUCACAUGUAUAGAAGUGUGUUUUCUAGCUAAAGAUACCAGUGCGGUGACACACGAACACACCAAACACAACAAACGUAAGCCAAUUAAGCAAAUACCAAAAAGUUGUGCAAACAAAACACUAACAUGUUGAAAGUUAGUUUUACUUACCAAACUUAUAAACUACUUUUACACAUAACUUAGACAAUUUUAGUACAGCAAUUUCAAAAGGCUCAGAUUGUAAGUUUUGUAAGUUAACUUACAAGUUUUCUGUGUGGUGUAACUGCUGUAACUUAUUAAUAAGUUCCAUGUAGUGUCUGUCGUCGCUCCGUGCAGGACCCCUAUAGCUCUAUGUCCACUUCCGCAGCACUGAGCUUGGCGCGCUUAAUAAUUACUCUUCGUGGUGAGCACGUGAAAACGGCGGGCUGUUGGAGGGUAGCCGGAACAAGUUGGUGAGUCAAAAUCCUUUGGUGAGGGAACACCACAUGCGAGAUUGAUGAUAUUUGGUUACCAUGGAUGAUUUUGGGGGAAAACCAUGUCCGCGUUUAAUUCCUACUUUUGCUGAGGGUGGGUCCGGACACCUUCUAAGAAUGUAUCCGGGAGCCCUUUGGUUAAUGAACAGUUGGGGUUUUCCACUUCCAUGUUGGUGAAUCGGAGUGUACAGAAGCUCUUGAACUAUAUAAUAUUUGCUGUAUACCCUCUGUCUGCCCAAGUGUGAAAGGAAAAACAUCGAGAUCGUUCCAUGAGGCAGGCUACUCUGCGCCUGCGCCGCUUCCACCGGAACCGAUCCCGGAGCCGAUCGAGAAGUACAUGGAGCCCGAACCGAAGUUUGUGGAGGAGGUGAUUGAGGACCCGGAGGAAUCAGGAGAUGACUGGGUGAAGGUCUCACGUCCAGCACCGCGGCCGGUGGAGACACGUGUGGCGUUGAGCUACAUCGAUGGCGAGCCCGUGUCGAAGCCGGGUGGAGUCAGCGACAUGCUACGGAGUUCGUUGCGCUCGCAUGGCCUCACCAGCAUGGAGGUGAGCCAGUUAGAGCAAACCCUCGAGGCUAGGAGUUGCAAAGCCUUAGCGGUGGCUGCCGCCACCUUCGAAGGUGCCAUGAGGUUGGCGCGGCUUGGUGGCAUCCAAAGCAAAGUCUCCCAGGAGAACUUUGCAAGAGCUUGGCACCAGGCUGCUGCAUCGAUGAUGGCAUUGGAUGGAGCUUCUCGUUCCAAAUCUGCGAAGUUGGCGGACUUGGUGAAGGAGCAAGACUGGGAGGCCUGCACCAACGUCCUCAUGCAGCGGAUGAAGGUCUCCCAGCCGAAGGACUUGCUUCCCCUCAUGCGAGGCUUGCUGCACCAUGUGGCUGAAGAGGCACGGGUGAAGUCGGAGGCGGAGAAGCAAGCUAAGGUUCUUCCCUACUUGCUGGGGCUCUAUGGCCCUGAGGCGGUGGCCGAGGCGGAGAGGAGCACCACGGUGGCUCAGGCCGAAUGGCGAUAUUCUUGGAUGGUGAGGUCCUUCUUCGAUGCAAAGACACUUCAAUGCCUGCAAGCCGAGGUUUUGAAGGCCUACGAGGCGAACGAGUUCCAGGCGGCGUGUGAAGAGCUGAACGACAGUUGGGACUCCUCCAUGUGCAUGCCUUUGGAUCGCAAGAUGCACUCCAUCGAGGAUCUGUGCCUCCAGCGUGCGCUGAAGCGAAUUCUGCCACGCUAUGGUUUUAAACCUGACGCCGAGGGGUUGGCCGAGAUGAAGCAGGUCGUUGCCACGAUGUCAAAGACUGACACAGAGGUCCGUCGGACACAAAUGCAGAUCACAGCAGCAGUCAUGAAGAAGUUCAAACUUUGAGAGAGCUUGCGCAUGCAAACGCGCUGACCGUGCGUUGGCGUUUCGCCGCCUGUGCCAAGCAUGAAGUCUUGGUGAAAAAAAAAAGAACACACA